AAAAUGGGUUAGGUCAAGAAACUGGAUUCUUGAUCAUCAUCAUCGAUCAUUCUUGGAAAAGUAGUUAAGUACACACAAGAAGAAGAGCAAGACUGUAGUUGAGUUGGAUUUGUUUCUUGUUUCUUGUUUUUGAUUAUAUGGAGCAAAAUCAGAAGAGGAAAUCAUUAGUAGGUUUUGGUGAAUUCAAAUGGGUGAUGCUUUGAUUUUUGGGUGGUUCAAUUUGCACCAGCAAUGUAAAUGUAAAUGGCUGAUGAUAUUAUGCAGCAGAGGCUUAGUCUCCUCCAAAGAGACAUUGAACAGGCAAUUACAGCCCUUAAGAGAGGGGCACACUUGCUGAAGUAUGGGAGGAGAGGGAGGCCUAAGUUUUGCCCUUUUCGAAUUUCUUCGGACGAGUCGACAUUGAUAUGGUUCGAUGGAAGAGUAGAGAAGCUACUAGAACUUUCUUGCGUCUCCAAGUUAAUCCCCGGGCAGAGGACUGCGACGUUCAAGAGGUACCCUCGACCGGAGAAGGAAUACCAAUCAUUUUCGCUUAUAUGCGACAAUAGAUCCUUGGACUUGAUUUGCAAGGACAAGGAUGAAGCCGAGGUUUGGUUCACGGGUUUAAAAGCGCUAAUCGCUCGAAAUAGCGGUAAGAAGCAAAGAAAUGAGUCGAAGAGCAAACAAGCAUCAUCCCCGGGUGGCCAUCUCGGCGGUGUUCGAAGGAUUCCGUCAUCAAUGUCAUUUUUUUCUCCCGAUCGCGGGGACUCCCUAGGAUCCGAGAAUAGUCUCCGGAGCCGAUUGGGCAAAGUGUUCGCCGAGGUUGUGUCGCUUACGGCACCCGCAAAGAAUGCUCAACUCUCCGAGUUGAUUCCUUCUCUUACCUCUGUCGAGAGCUCGAGCAUCCAAGCGUCCGGAGCCGAGGGGUCUAGGGUUAGCCAUUUUAGCGCGAUGAGUUCAUCAAGCCAAAGUUCAUGCAUCGAGAAUUUGGACAACUUAGGCGACGUCUACAUAUGGGGGGAACGGAUGGGAGACGGGACGAUGGUCGGAGGUCCGGUUACGGUAGAUCGAUCGCCGAACGCAAAAGCUACCAACGCGCUAUUGCCGAAGCUUAUGGAGUCGACCAUGGUGCUCGACGUACAAACGAUUGUGUGCGGUUGGAGGCACGCGGUUUUGGUAUCGAAGCAAGGGGAGUUGUUUAGCUGGGGCGACGAGGGCGGCGGGAGACUCGGGCACGGGAUCGUAGCCGACGCUCCGCAACCGAAGCUCGUCGAAGCUCUCAACGGGAAGACUAUCGAGGCUGUAGCAUGCGGCGCGUAUCACACGUGUGCCGUGACGACCUCCGGCGAGGCAUACACUUGGGGCGGCGGAGGGUCACUUAACUGCGGUUUGAUCGGGCAUCGGAGCGAUGCGAGCCAUUGGAUUCCGCAACGGGUUUGUGGCCCGAUCGAGGGGUUACAUGUGUCGUUUGUCGCGUGCGGGCCGUGGCACACGGCGUUUUUGACAUCGACCGGCCGGUUGUUCACAUUCGGAGAUGGAACGUUCGGCGUGCUCGGACAUGGAGAUCGUUGUUGCACGAGCGUACCACGGGAAGUGGAAGCUUUGCAAGGAUAUAGAUCGACUCGCGUCGCCUGUGGCACGUGGCACACGGCGGCGUUGGUCGAAAUCCCCCACGGAUCAUCAAGUCCCGGCAAUCCGAAGCAGACGCUAGCCGGGAAAGUGUUCACGUGGGGCGAUGGGGAUAAAGGGCGACUCGGGCACGGCAGCUAUGAAAGCAAACUAUCACCCGAGUGCGUUUCCGCGUUGAUCGAUGUCGACUUCUCCCGUGUAGACUGCGGCGACAACUUCACUGUCGCCGUGACUACAACGGGACAAGUCUAUACCAUGGGAAGCACAUGCUCGAAGUCGUCCGAUGGAAAGUUUCAAGUUCCAUUGUGCAUCGACGGUAACAUCGCGGAUGUGUUCGCAGAAGAAAUCUCCUGUGGUUCGCAUCAUGUCGCAAUUUUGACAUCGAAAGGCGAAGUUUACACAUGGGGCAAGGGCACACACGGGCAACUCGGCCACGGCGACUAUGAUGAUCGGUCCACGCCCACACCCGUUGCCUUCUUUAAGGACAAACAGGUAAAGAGCAUUGCCUGCGGCUCGAAUUUCAUGGCCGCCGUAUGUGUUCAUAAAGGGAUAUCCAGCACAGACAACUCUGUCUGCUCGGGAUGUCAUAGCCCUUUCACGUUCCUACGGAAGCGCCACAAUUGUUACAACUGCGGGCUCGUUUUCUGCAAUUCAUGCAGCUCAAGGAAAUCUGUAAAAGCAUCGUUAGCACCGAGCAGGAGUAAAGCGUACCGUGUCUGUGAUGACUGCUUCACCAAACUACAGAGGUCGGCAGAUGCAGCUUCUCUUCCCCGGAUUCCGUCUGUUAAAAGUGAAGGCUUGAUUUCGAGGUCUCCCGAAGAAAGGGAGAACGGAAGCAUAUCCGGGAUUAUCUCCAGGCUGUCAUCCGCCGAGUCUUUCAAGUCGGAUAAAAGCUCCAUAUUCAGCAUGAAGUUUGAUUCGAAUGAACACCAAAUCUUUCCCCUGCAAGAUGGAUGCACUCAUAGGCGAAGCACGUCUUCACUGUCUCCAGGCAGUCCGUCGGGAUCUUUGCAGAAUUCUCAUCCCACCUCCAAGAGCGUUUCUCUGUCACCAUCUCCGGUGCCGGGGAAGAGCCCUUGGAGGUCUACGGCAGCCUCACCGGCUUCACCAUCAGUCCAACUUUUCUCAUCAGAAAAUGUUCUUCCACUUGUCCUUCCCGAUGCUAAAAGCUUAUCCCGGUCGUUAUCUCCAGUGCCCAGGAAGAGCCCAUGGAGGUCUGCAACAUUGUCUCCAUCUUCUCUUCCAUUCUUUGCAUCAGAACCAACCAUUGAUGAGUUGAAGAACAGCAACUACAACCUAAGCCUCGAAGUCAAAAGCUUGAGGGCACAGGUAGAAAAACUUACAAGCAAAUCCCGUCAUCUUGAGACUGAACUGGAAAGAAAGUUCGAGCAGCUGAAGGCAGCAACAUCACAGGCAGCUGAGGAAGCUGAAAAAAACAAAGCUGCAAAAGAAGUGAUCAAGUCUCUGGGUACUCAGCUGAAGGAGAUGGCAGAAAGAAUGCCAUAUGAACAACUUACAAGCAGCGAUAUGGAUGUGAACGAGAGAAUGAUAACAAAUAGCUAUCCAUCUAAUAGGUACAAUGCAACAGGCACAUCCUCUCCCAACAGUGUGUCUAGUGACUCCUCGACUACUUCGUCAUUAUCUAAUGGAACAAGGGCUCAAGCACACAAAUCAGAACAGACUCUACAGGACGAGCCUGGAGUGUAUGUCACUAUUGUCACAUUAUCAAAUGGUGUCAACGAACUACAACGAAUUCGUUUCAGUAAGAAACUUUUUACUGAGUCUGAAGCAGAGGAAUGGUGGACUGAAAAUGGGGCAAAGAUAUGUCAGCGACACAACGUCAAGCUGCAUGAUAGUGAUUCAUGAUGGCAACUUAUUCUUGGGGAUUUUUUCUCCCUUUUAGUGUAGCUGUACAUUCUUUCACGGUAUAGCCUUGUAUCCUAGACUUUGGUGUCUGUCUCAAUGUUGGGCAGCUGAUAACUGUUUCUCCAUUUCAAUUUCAAUGUCUGUGCAUAGUGAGAACUGAUAACUUUCUAGUAUAGCUCUAACGCUCGGGGAAUAGAAAUGAUAAUUCAUCGAAGUAGUGCAUUUCCUUAUUAUGCUGAUGUCCUUAUGAA
Andrographis paniculata is the source of this 3722-nucleotide messenger RNA. RefSeq names its product PH, RCC1 and FYVE domains-containing protein 1-like. The coding region runs from base 244 to 3471 and encodes 1075 amino acids. NCBI's taxonomy places the organism in Eukaryota, Viridiplantae, Streptophyta, Magnoliopsida, Lamiales, Acanthaceae. The record is from RefSeq and is a predicted model, not a curated record. The transcript is spliced from 9 exons. Gene Ontology annotation, molecular function: metal ion binding.